AUGAACGAGGUCGAGUCGGUUGGUAAUUCCUGGAAGCCUUGUGAUAAUAGAAGUGGGAAUAGCUUGAGAAACCAAGCUUUGGGAGCCGGCUUGAGGCCACAAAGAGCCUUAUUGUUGGUGGCUCCAUCGGGUUUCAGUGAUUCUUUCAGAGUACGUGGCAGGAGGCCGGUUUAUUCUGCCAAGUCUUGCCGUUUUAGAGAUUUCAAAAAAUUGAGUUUGCAUGGGAAAGAACUCCCAGACUAG
Messenger RNA from Dovyalis caffra, 243 nucleotides. Lineage: Eukaryota; Viridiplantae; Streptophyta; Magnoliopsida; Malpighiales; Salicaceae. The record is from the annotation of a GenBank genome assembly.